Corticium candelabrum is the source of this 1207-nucleotide messenger RNA. RefSeq lists its product as uncharacterized. The record is from RefSeq and is a predicted model, not a curated record. Bases 1 to 1032 code for a protein of 343 amino acids. NCBI's taxonomy places the organism in Eukaryota, Metazoa, Porifera, Homoscleromorpha, Homosclerophorida, Plakinidae. Gene Ontology annotation, biological process: regulation of apoptotic process; signal transduction. The transcript has 4 exons.
AUGUCGUCCGAGCCAAAAAACGAUUGGGCACGAUAUGUUAGUCCCAAGUUACCAGAACUUGUGAAAAAGCUAGAGCCGUCGUUGUUAUUGGCGGAGUUACGUGAUUGUGGUCUUCUAACUUCAGAAGAUUGCAGUACUCUGCGACAUGAAUGUUCCAAGGAAGAGGAUCGAUCGCGCAAACUGCUUUUCGACAUACUCCCGCGCCGGGGAAACGAUGCUUUCGACCGUUUCUGCCAUGUCAUAGGUAAAGUCGAUGGACAGCGGCAUAUUUUGAAAGAAGUUCUGCAGGUGGAAACCAUGACGAAGCCUUCUUGUAAAGAAGAUGAGAAAACGCCACCGCAGAAAGGUGCUGGUGCUGAUCAGAUCGGAACCGGACAAUUGUCAGCGUCAUCCAGAGUCAAUUCGACUGUAGAAGUGGCAGAUACCACAGACGGUAAUAGUGAAUUAGAGCCCAUUCUGGCUUCUCAAGGCUGGAAGUACGACGUGUUUUUGUGUCAUGCCGGUGAAGACAAAAUGAAAUUUGUAGGUCCUCUAACCGAGGAGAUGAGAAAGAAACAUCAGAUUGUUUCAUUUUUCGAUGCUGAUUCAUUAUCAGAGGGACGAAUGGCACAGACAGACAUUGCCGAAGCCAUCAUACGGUCUCCUCUCUUUGUCGUUAUACUCAGCCAUAAAUUUAAAGCAAAACCGUAUCCGGCAGCAGAAGUAAAAGCAGCACUUGAAUUUAACGAACAAGGACCUGACUCCUUUGAAUUUAACUCACGUUACAAGAAGAUUAUACCAGUCUUUUACAAGCUUACACCCCGUGAAUGCAGCGACUGUGAUAUCAAAAUUUUACACAUAUUAGCUGGAAUUACUGGCAUUGAGAAGAAGCAUAAUGAAGACGUUAGAAGUUUUGUAACUUACGUUGCCCAGAAAAUUGGAGAACAUGUUAAAGCCCAAAAAGAUAGACCUGCAGUGGAGACCCUUCCGGAAAUGUCACCUGUUCGUACUCGGAUAAAAGAGAUCUUCGACGAAUUUAAGAAGAGAACCUAGUAGGACAACAAAUAUGACUGUAAUUAGCUGAGAAAAUAGCUGAUUGAUACAGGAGUUUGACAUAUAGUCAAAGUCCAUGUUUUCACAUGUAACAUAUCAAGUAGUAUUUUACUAGAUUACAUACAUGGAGCAGUGUGAUGAGCGGUUUGUAGAAUGCAACAUAAAUACGAGUAAA